This is a messenger RNA of Torulaspora delbrueckii, 1125 nucleotides long. RefSeq names its product serine/threonine/tyrosine protein kinase MCK1 (gene MCK1). NCBI's taxonomy places the organism in Eukaryota, Fungi, Ascomycota, Saccharomycetes, Saccharomycetales, Saccharomycetaceae. Gene Ontology annotation, cellular component: cytoplasm. Gene Ontology annotation, molecular function: protein serine/threonine kinase activity; protein serine/threonine/tyrosine kinase activity; ATP binding. The record is from RefSeq and is a predicted model, not a curated record. The transcript has a single exon. Gene Ontology annotation, biological process: signal transduction; protein phosphorylation. The coding region runs from base 1 to 1125 and encodes 374 amino acids.
AUGUCAAGUAGUCAAGGAACGAAAUGCGACGAGUUUGUCGCCGAUGACGUGACUUCUAAUCGUUCAAAUAAUACUAGAAGGAUGUUAAUCAAGGAGUAUCGGAAGAUUGGUCAUGGUGCUUUUGGAACAGUGGUUCAGGCUUUUAUUACCCCAGAUAAAGAGAAAUGGUAUGGACCUUAUGCCAUAAAGAAGGUUCCAGCGCAGACAGAGUAUAAAUCAAGAGAGUUGCAGAUCCUGAGGAUAGCGGAUCAUCCAAAUGUUGUGAAAUUAGAGUAUUUCUUCACGCAUGUGUCUCCGCAGGACGGUAAAGUUUAUCAACAUUUGGCUAUGGAAUGUUUACCGGAGACUUUGCAAAUUGAAAUUAGUCGGUAUGCUUCUAAUAAGCUUGAGUUACCAAUCAAGCAUGUAAAGCUUUACAGUUAUCAGAUUGCUCGCGGUAUGCUUUAUUUGCAUGCUUUUGGGAUUUGUCACAGAGAUGUUAAACCUUCAAAUAUAUUGGUUGACCCAACAAAUGGUGUUUUAAAGAUUUGUGAUUUUGGGUCUGCGAAGAAAUUGGAGCAAACUCAACCUUCGAUCAGUUAUAUUUGUUCCCGUUUCUAUAGAGCUCCGGAACUAAUUGUUGGUUGUACUCAAUAUACUACUCAAAUCGAUAUAUGGGGGUUAGGUUGUGUGAUAGGAGAAAUGCUCAUAGGUAAAGCUGUAUUCCAAGGACAAGAACCUCUGUUACAAUUGCGCGAAAUCGCUAAGCUACUAGGUCCACCGGAUAAGAAAUUUAUUUUCUUCGCGAAUGCUACUUAUGAUGGACCUUUAUUCUCAAAACCUUUGUUCUCUGGUUCACCACAACAACGCUUUGAAAAACAUUUCAGUCAUGCUGGUCCCGACGGAAUUGAUUUAUUGAUGAAAGUACUAGUUUAUGAACCACAAGCGAGAUUAUCUCCAAGACGUAUUAUGGCACAUCCAUUUUUCGAUGAUUUGAGAAAUGAACAGUAUUUCUUUCCAAGGGGACAAACUCAACCGGUUCAUUUGCCCAACCUUUUCGAAUUUAGCGAUUUUGAAUCACAAAUUUUAGGUGAAUUCGCCGAUAAGGUUAAACCCAAAAGAGAUACUGUUGAGACGGAUAAUUGA